Messenger RNA from Epinephelus moara (kelp grouper), 4175 nucleotides. RefSeq names its product FYVE, RhoGEF and PH domain containing 1 (gene fgd1). Bases 809 to 4021 code for a protein of 1070 amino acids. Gene Ontology annotation, biological process: cytoskeleton organization; filopodium assembly. The record is from RefSeq and is a predicted model, not a curated record. Gene Ontology annotation, molecular function: guanyl-nucleotide exchange factor activity; metal ion binding. NCBI's taxonomy places the organism in Eukaryota, Metazoa, Chordata, Actinopteri, Perciformes, Serranidae. Gene Ontology annotation, cellular component: cytoplasm. The transcript is spliced from 18 exons.
CUGGGUGAAGGAGGAGGAGGAGUUGUGGUGUCGGUCUGCAACUCAGAUCAGAUUUUCACACAAAAGCCUGAAGCUGCCGAGAGAGACGACCGACCAACUGUCCGUCCGUCCGUCUGUGAGAGCGUUUGGACAAACUGAUGCUGGAGUGAAAGAAUAAAACUCCUCUGAGGGAGGAAACGUGAAGCAGCAGCCGGAGGAGGAAUGAGGGGAAAGUUGAAGGAAGAGUGAAGCAGCGUCUGUGUGGGAGCUGAGUCGGCACAUUCUGGAUUCUUCAGGAGGAAGAAACGUUUGAUUUAAUCAGAAAACACAUCAAGUUAUUCUUCACAGUUUGUUUGUGUCUGAUCUGAUCUCAGAGCAGUUUGAUCGACAGGAAGCUGCAGCUGAUCUGAGCAAAGAGUUUAUUGUUAAAUCUCUUCAGUUGGAUUCUUCUGACUGAUCUGAUGGAGUGAGGGAUCCUCUGAGGGGACGAGGAGAUGGAGACGAGAGGAUUUCUAAGUUUUCUGAAAGUGUGAGAGGAAGAGGAGAAGAGGGGAGGAUGGGAGAAAGAGGGGGAGGAUGAAGGAGGGGAGACACUGACCUCCACAUGACCUCCAUCAGAGAGCAAACAGACGGAGUUCUGCUGAAACAGACUUUAUUUGAUGUGAUGAACUCUCUGAGGACUCGACUGUACAAACAGGAAGUGACUGAUUCAGACAGAGACCUUCAGAUUAAAUGUCUCAUUUCACAAAGUGUCAGUGAAACAUGAACUAAACACACAGACUGACCUCUGACCUGCGGACAGGACCCUCGUACCUGUGCGGGCGUCGGCAUGCAGCUGAACCGGCCUCGCAGCGCCCUGCUCGGGUUCAGCCUUCCUCCUCCUCCCCCGCCUCCUCCUCCGCCUCCUCCUCCCUCCUUCUCCAGUCAGUUCAGCACCAUGAGGUUCUCCUACCACCUGAACACCUCAACAGCACCUCCCCACAACAGCGCCACCCACAGGACAGGUCCCUCCUCCUCCUCCAGUCCCAGUUUGCUGACUAAGAGUCUCUCUCUGGAGCCAUCCUGUUCUCCGUGCGGCCACCAGGGGGCACUGGACGCUGACGCUCCCCAGCAGCUGAGCUCCGACCCAGGGCCCAGCUCCUCGUCAUCAGGCCCCGCCUCUUUGGAGGGAGGGGCGGAGCUAACAGAGCGCCGUGGCUCUGCUAACGGGCUGCUGCUGGUCAAUGACACGGGGCCGCCGGAGCUGCCGGCUGCCACGGUAACACCACCGAGCAAGAGCAGAGCGCCGCUGCCUGGACCCAAACCUCAGGUCCCCCCAAAGCCCCCCCACCUCCAGCAGCAAGCAGGGGUGUCAAGGCCACGCCCCCGGGCUCCAGACAAGCCCCUCCCCCCUCCCCCGCCAUGCAGACCCCUCCCUGCAGACCCACGGGGGGGCCGGACUCCGCCUAGCCGUGGCGACGGCACCGCAUCCCCCACCUGCGUCCUGUCACUCAUCGAGAAAUUUGAGCGCGAGCAGAUCAUCGUGGUUCCUGACAUCACCGGGGGGGCCCUGUGUCCACGCCUCCCUGAGCCCCCCUCCUCCCAGCCUUCAUCACCACCAUCAUCAUCAUCGCCCGCCCCUCCCCCACCUGAGGAGGAACUGCUCUCUGAGCUGAAAGAUCAUGAUGGCGUCACACUGGAGGGAGACAGCGACCGGCACAAUGACCAUGAUGAUGACAACGAUGAUGAUGAUGAUGAUGAUGACGACGAUGAUGAUGAUGAUGACGACGAUGACGAAGAGCUGGCAGUAGCGUGUGGUGAGGACUUCCAUCAGAAGCGUCUCUCCAUGGAGUCAGGUUACAGUCCCUCAGAGAAACACCUGGAGGAUGAUGUGGUUGCUGUGGAGAUGAGGGAGCAACAACAGCAGCAGCCGGUGCAGCUCGACCAAUCAGAGCUCCCCUCUGAGCGUCUGUCCCUCCCCUCCUCGCAGACGGAGGGGAAGCUGGCCAAUCGGGACAGCGGCAUAGACAGCAUCAGUUCUCCGUCGCACAGCGAGGAGCUGUGCUUCGCUGGUGUGGAUGAUGGGGGUGUGGCUUACCCGUGCAGUCCCGCCCUCCUGCCUCGCCUCUCCAGCUCAUCCUCGUAUGCCGGAGAGGGAGGGGAGGGGGAGGAGGGAGAGGCACAGGGUGGAGCCAGGAGGAGGAGGGAGUUCUCUGAGGAGGGAGACAGUGACUUAGAGGAGGAGGAGGCGGAGCUAACGCUGGUGCUGCCCCGACCCAAGACAGACAGACAGGACUCUGCUGAGCUGUCUGUCCAGCAGAGGGUCUUCAACAUCGCUAACGAGCUGCUGCACACAGAGAUCGCCUAUGUCUCUAAGCUCCACCUACUGGACCAGGUUUUCUGUGCCCGGCUCCUGGAGGAGGCUCGGUCUCGCUCCUCCUUCCCCUGUGACGUGGUUCAGGGAAUCUUCUCCAACAUCUGCUCCAUCUACUGUUUCCAUCAGCAGUUUCUGCUGCCGGCGCUGCAGAAACGAAUGGAGGAGUGGGACUUGAACCCACGGAUUGGGGACAUCCUUCAGAAGCUGGCUCCCUUCCUGAAGAUGUACGGCGAGUAUGUGAAGAACUUUGACCGGGCCAUGGAGCUGGUGAACACCUGGAUGGAGAGAUCGGCUCAGUUCAAGGCCAUCAUCCAGGAGAUCCAGAGGGAGGAGCGCUGUGGGAACCUGACUCUGCAGCACCACAUGCUGGAGCCGGUUCAGAGGAUCCCUCGCUACGAGCUACUGCUCAAAGAUUAUCUUCACCGACUGCCGGAGGACGCCCCAGACCACAGGGACGCCCAGAAGUCUCUGGAGCUGAUCGCCACGGCAGCAGAACACUCCAACGCUGCCAUCAGGAAGAUGGAGCGGAUGAGGAAGCUGCUGAAGGUGUACGAGUUGUUGGGAGGAGAGGAAGACAUCGUCAACCCGACGAACGAGCUGAUUAAAGAGGGACACAUCCUCAAACUGUCCAACAAGAACGGGACCACACAGGACCGAUACCUCAUACUGUUUAACGACAGGUUGCUGUACUGUGUCCCGAAGCUGCGUCUGAUUGGUCAGAAGUAUGGCGUCCGCGCUCGCAUUGAUGUGGACGGGAUGGAGCUGAAGGAGACCAGCAGCGCUGCUGUUCCCAGGACAUUCCUGGUGUCUGGAAAACAGAGAUCGCUGGAGCUGCAGGCCAGGACGGAGGAGGAGAAGAAAGACUGGAUACAGGCCAUCCAGGCGACGAUCCAGAGACAUGAGCAGACGGUGGACAGCUUCAGACAUCUCAACUGUUCACUACGAGACGACGAGUCCACACCGCCUCACUCCCCGAGCUGUGUGGAGCUGGGAAAACGAGCUCCGACUCCAAUCAGAGAGAAGGAAGUCACUCUGUGUAUGAAGUGUCAGGAGCCGUUCAACUCCAUCACCAAGAGACGACACCACUGUAAAGCCUGCGGACACGUGGUUUGUGGGAAAUGUUCGGAGUUUCGUGCUCGCCUUUCGUACGACAACAACCGCACCAACCGAGUUUGUGUCGACUGCUACGCCAUGCUGGUGGGGGUGUGCCCCUCGCCCGCCACGCUGAGCAGCAGCACCCAGAGGAGGCGCUCCAUCCUGGAGAAACAGGCCUCCCUGGCAGCAGAGAACAGUGUGAUUUGUAGUUUUCUUCACCACAUGGAGAAAGGAAGUGGGCGGGGCUGGCAGAAGGCCUGGUUCGUCAUCCCUGAGAACGAGCCACUGGUGCUCUACAUCUACGGAGCUCCGCAGGACGUGAAGGCGCAGCGCAGUGUGCCUCUGAUUGGCUUUGAAGUCUCCCUUCCUGAGCCAUGUGACCGCCUGGAGCGCCGCCACGCCUUCAAGAUCUCCCAGAGUCACCUGACCCUGUACUUCAGCGCCGAGGGGGAGGAGCUGCAGCGGCGAUGGAUGGAUGUCCUGCUGAGAGCCGGGAGGGGGGAGGAGCCUCAGAUGCACCGGCCAAUUGUGGAGAGUCUGGAGGAGGAGGGGGAGGAGCUAUUGGCUGCAGAGGAGGGGGAGAACACGUGAUUCUGUGGGACGACGAAGGAUGGGGAUGAUAAAGAUCAAUCCUUAUUGGAAACCAUUAAAACCAGUACAUAUACAGCCGAUAUCUAGCACACACACACACACACACACACACACACACUGCAUGAUUCAUCUUUUUUUUUUCCCUACCUGCGCU